AUGGCGCCAAGGAAAAAGACCACCAAAGUAGCGAAGGAAGGCAAACCACCAGCCAAAGAGAAAAUUCCGACAUAUUCAUCUUCGCAGGAAAUGAGAAGGACCGAACAAAGUGCCGAAUACCGCUCCCUUCGAACAAGGGAUGAGCUUCGCGAUGUAAUGGGCGCAGAAUCGGACGAUUCGCUCAGCAAUAGUGAAAAUGAUUCGUUCCACAGCAAUAAAAACCAAUCGCGCCCGAAUUUUUCCUUCCUGCCGUCGCACAAACACUCUAGCCCGAAACGGACCAAUGUAGCAGCAUCAGUGCAUCGGCUCGCCAGUAUGCCCACCGUACCCAACACUGACCGCGAAGAAACCGCUUCUACCACUGCCUCCACCCCGAGACGCAAUUCGCCACGUGAAGCAUCGAGAAGCACUAGCAAAACAACCAGAAACGAAGCCCAACCGACCAGCUCCAAACAACCGCACAGCCGGAAACAGACAAAACCACACCAACUGAAGCUGCUGAAGGAAAUUAUACACCUGCAAAACACGGUACAUAUGCUGAUUCCAAAGAUGAGUUUUGCCCGCGUCAUUCGGGAGAUCCUGGCCGAGUAUACGAGCCGGUCGAUCCGGGUCACUCCGGAUAUGCUUGUCUGUUUGCACGAAGCGGCGGAAAUAUAUGUGAUACAGCUGUUCGAGGAUGCUUAUCGCUGUACGCUUCACCGGAAUCGCGUAACACUUCUUCCCAAAGACAUGCAAUUAGCCUCCAUGCUUCGGCGCAUUUGA
Anopheles marshallii is the source of this 762-nucleotide messenger RNA. RefSeq lists its product as uncharacterized. Gene Ontology annotation, cellular component: nucleosome. Gene Ontology annotation, molecular function: DNA binding; structural constituent of chromatin; protein heterodimerization activity. The coding region runs from base 1 to 762 and encodes 253 amino acids. NCBI's taxonomy places the organism in Eukaryota, Metazoa, Arthropoda, Insecta, Diptera, Culicidae. The transcript has a single exon. The record is from RefSeq and is a predicted model, not a curated record.